CGGCUGGCUACUGUCACACUGGUAUAAAUCCUCCUCUGUAGAUUUAGUCAGCCCUUUCCUCCACGCAAAGCUGCUGUGUGUUCGAGUCCAGGCUACAAAGUAGCUUCGACUUCUUCAGUCAUGGGUGACCAGGCUUUUGUGACGUUGGCUACCAAUGACAACUAUGCUCGGGGAGCCAUGGUUUUGGGCAAGUCCCUCCGCAACCACAACACAUCCAAGAAGCUGGUGGCCCUCAUUGGUCCACAGAUGUCAGAUCCUUGCCGGGACGUGCUGACGAGAAUCUAUGACGAGGUGAGGGUGGUGGAUGUGCUGGACAGCGGCGACACAGCGCACCUGGCCAUGAUGAAGAGGCCUGAUCUGGGCAUCACCUUCACCAAACUCCACUGCUGGACUCUCACACAUUACUCCAAAUGUGUUUUCAUGGACGCAGACACGCUGGUGCUUUCAAAUAUAGAUGAGCUGUUUGACAGAGAAGAAUUGUCAGCUGCUCCCGACCCUGGCUGGCCUGACUGCUUCAACUCCGGUGUGUUUGUUUUCUGUCCGUCUAUGGAGACUUAUGGCAAACUGCUCCAGUAUUGUACAGAACACGGCAGCUUUGAUGGUGGAGACCAAGGUGUUUUGAAUGGCUUCUUUGGAGACUGGGCAACAGCUGACAUAUCAAAACAUCUCCCCUUCAUCUACAACCUCAGCAGCAUAGCCAUCUACACCUACCUUCCAGCAUUCAAGCAAUAUGGUGGCAAUGCCAAGGUGGUCCACUUCCUCGGGCAGACCAAGCCAUGGAGUUACACAUUUGACCCCAAAUCCAAACAGAUUGCAGGAAGCGUGCAUGAGUCGAGCUCACAUCCCACCUUCCUCCUGGACUGGUGGAAACUGUUCUCCAGCGCUGUGGUGCCCAUGAUGCAGGAGCAAUAUGGAGACCAGCCUUUCUACUCCGGAUGUGUGGAGGAUAGCUGCCCUUCAUUUGCACAGUCACUCGAGCCCGAGAUGUCCUCAGAAGAACGGAAGCAGAAAUGGGAGCAGGGCCAGGCAGACUACAUGGGAAUGGACUCAUUUGACAAUAUCAAAAGAAAGCUUGAUACUUUUCUCAAAUAAAGAAGCAAUGAAGCGGGAUAUCAAAAGAGCACUUGCAGUUUAUAAACUGUCACCACAGGCCUUUCAUGAUUUUCACAACUAGAACUGGUUGAGUCUCUCCCUCCACCAGCAUUACCCCCCCUCAUACUCCAAAGACAACGCCGUUUAAAUGGGAAAUGAAAAGUAAAUAUUCUGAACGGCUUUAAUUGUCUAUACAAGACUGUUAAUAUUCAGUGUACCCUGCCACCGGUAUCUGAUCUGCUAAACUGUGAAGAGAAAUUGGAAAGAUUUUUGAUAACACAAAGUCACUCAUUUUGAAGUUUCUUGCAAUAUAAAUUUUGCAAUGUUCUUUUUUGUCAAAUGUUGAACUGGGUCUUUUGUAUCUUUGUCUAAGAUGAGCAGUCACUUAAAUGUACAUUCUUUGUUUUUCAUUUUCUUUCUUUCUUUUUCUUUUCUUUUUUUUUUCUUUUUUUUUACUAUGCAGUCACCUAGCAGUCUUCCAAGCAUUAACAACUUCUUUUCUCAGUUUAUUUCUCGUGCUUUUGAAUUGACUGUCUAACAUGAAUCUAAAAACAUGUUUACAGGACAUCUAAAGGCCAUAGUAUGGUCAUUUAGCCAUACAGCAUAUCCUUAGUGCCUUACUGUGUUUGCUCUCUCUUGCCACCAUCCUAUCUAUUCUUGACUAGCAGCUUUAAUGUAGAAUGUUAGGUUUUUAACUUUCUUGUUGUACUUGACAAGGAUGUUGGCUGUACCACAAUCUUUCAUCUGGAAAUAUUAAAAACACUAAAAUGGAA
This is a messenger RNA of Centropristis striata (black sea bass), 1865 nucleotides long. RefSeq names its product glycogenin 1b (gene gyg1b). The transcript is spliced from 7 exons. The record is from RefSeq and is a predicted model, not a curated record. The coding region runs from base 121 to 1092 and encodes 323 amino acids. Gene Ontology annotation, cellular component: cytoplasm. Gene Ontology annotation, molecular function: glycosyltransferase activity. Lineage: Eukaryota; Metazoa; Chordata; Actinopteri; Perciformes; Serranidae.